Brassica napus (rape) is the source of this 4670-nucleotide messenger RNA. RefSeq names its product VQ motif-containing protein 18-like. Lineage: Eukaryota; Viridiplantae; Streptophyta; Magnoliopsida; Brassicales; Brassicaceae. Bases 1258 to 1731 code for a protein of 157 amino acids. Gene Ontology annotation, cellular component: nucleus. The record is from RefSeq and is a predicted model, not a curated record. The transcript has a single exon.
CUUGCACGUGCAGAGAUGAAGCACAUAUCACGUGUGACGAGUGCCUGUCGUGUGUGUUAAGUUAUUUGUAGGUCGUGAUUAGCUAUUUGGGUCGGCUUUAUUUAUCUAAUCCCUGUCCAACAGAAUAAUAUCAACCAAAGUCUGUUUUACAUACAUCACUAUAAAAGAUGAUGACAUUAAACGUUUCAUAUAUAUUGAAAUUUAUUUAAAGUAACCAAAAAUCGAUAGAUGAAAGUUAGAAACUCAAUGGAGAAGUAGCUUUAUGCCGAUUAUUCGAGAUCUAGGUAGGUGUAGAGGUUAACGAAGUAAUUGAUUAUUGAUUAUAUAUAUUAUAUUUAUAUUACAUAUUUUAAGAGUUUUUUGUAUUUAAUUAAAACUAUUUUUGAUGAAACAUUUAAAAUGGAAUAUAUAAAAAACUGGAGAAAAAACUUUCAUUUGUUUAUAAAAAAAGAUAUAAUUAAAGUAUUCACUUUAAUUUUAUUUUAUUUAACCAAUUUAUAUAAAUUUAGAUCGAUCAGACCGGUUUAAACGAGUUAAAUCGGUUUAUACUGUUUUAAAUCAAUUUAAAACAAUUUAAAUUAGUUUUUAAAAAUUAUUUCUGACCGAUUUAUGACUUAAGAGAUACUUAUACCGACUUUUAGAAUAUUGAAAAUCAUGUUAUUAAUAUGGAUAUUACAAAAUGGAAGAAACUUUAUUUCUAGAAGCCAUGUAAGAUUAAUUAUGCCGACAAUUAACAAAUUCGUAAACAAAACAAAGUCAGCUUCGCAUCCCAUGGUAAAGUUGAUAAGCUAAGUCAACCCCAACUAAUCAUAAAAUAAAACGUUGCUUACACCAUCUACCUUAUGUUUUUUUUUUUGCUUAUUUGUUGAGUUUUAAUAACAGUUGAAAAUUAAUAAUUGUUUUUCUUCGAUAGCGUAAAAGAAACAGGUAAUUCUCUUGGGAAACUUACAGUUUAUUUAAAAUCCACCUGUUGUUAUGUGUGUAAUGGAGGGCAGGUCCGUAGCUGUUUUCUUCCUAUACUUCUCAACAUUUUGACUAUUUAAUAUUCAGUUUGCAGUUAAUUAAUAAAUGUUUCUUAUACUAAUGUUUCUGACCAACCAACAAUAAUAUUAUAUAUAAUAAUUGUAUUUUCUAUGGUCAUUUCCAUAACUUUUUGUGUAUAUGUACAUGCUCAGAUAAUCCAAAACAUUUGCAUAUUAUAUCUUCAAACAAUACAAGAAACACAAUCCAAACAAAAACCGAACUUUUGUUUUCUAAAUGGUGAGAAAUUCAAUGAAGGCUGAGUACGAUCUUGAUCAUCUUCCUCAUCAAAGCUUCUAUGGAGAUAAUUCAAGAACUUUGGUUCCUAUGAACAAGAACUCCCAAAUAAUCACCAAGAUCAAGCGUAAGAUCCGUAUCAUCCAUAUAUUUGCACCGGAGAUUAUCAAUACUGAUGUCAAGAACUUCCGUACACUCGUCCAAAGUCUAACCGGAAAACCGGAGAUCACCAAAACGGGUUCUAAGAAAAAGAUAACGAGAACAAAUAUUCCUGCGCCACCGCCUCCACUUCAAGAAUCCAGGUUAGAACAUACGGCAGAGCCGGUCAACAGUUUCAUAGGGAGCCACGUGGUGAAGGAAGAAUGGGGAUCAUGUUCAAACACAAACACUUACUUUGAUUUAGAUGGUUUGAUUGACCUUGACGAAGAGAACAACAUGUUUUCAAGUCGAUGGUUUGAUCUUCAAGAGCAAUAAUAAACUAGUCACACUUUGCCCUAAUAUCUAGGGCUUCAACUAAAACGUCCCUAUUGGUUCUAAUGAUUUAAUUAUUCGUUCUAUUUGGGAUGUAACACGACAUGGUUUAAUGACACAGUGACAUCAUGAUGAACGAGGUUGACGACGAUCAUCAUAUAAGUAGUGGGUAUAUACAUAGUUUGUAUAGAUAUACACUUGUGAUUAUUUUGUGCUCUUUGAAUUAAUUAACUUGGUAGACUGACUUUGCUAAAAACUGGUGUAGCAGUGUAACACGUUGUAUUCACGCGUGCGUGUAUUAAUUCCUUUGAUGUAUUUGUGAUUGACUUUUGCGUGGGAAUGAAUGUGCUGGAAUUGUUUUAUUAAUUCGUGGGAAAAAGAAGAAGAUAAAUAUAUGAUUAUUGGAAUCAAGCAAAGCAAAAAAAGAAGACCUUACACGAUAACUAUAGAAUUCUGGAUGUCAAUAUGUGCUCGAUGGGAAUCUUAACUCCUUCCGGACAAUCCAACCAAACCCAAGGAACUCUUGGUUAAUGAACAACUUGAUCAAAAAGAGAGGUAUUGUCUACAACUGGAUAAAAUUGAGAGUUGGAAAUGGUAUCACCUGUCUGGACAGAUAAUUGAUCAUCAUUUGGCUGCCUCAAGAGUUAUUUCUACAAUGACUCUAACUUCUCUCUUCGGUUAGCGGAGGAUGCAACUCUCUCAUCUAUAUACAGAGAUGGCAACUGGAUUCUUCCUCAUGCUCGGUCGGAGAAACAACUGAAUCUUCAAUCAUAACUAACAACACUUUCUCUGACAGAGAAUGAGGAUUACUAUGAGUGGGGAGUGGAAGUGGACGGUGCAAUAAGCUCUAGAUACUCUACGGGUCAGGUCUGCAGUGCUCUAUAUGGACAAUGUUAAGCUAGAUGAACUUCCAAACUAAAACCAAUUGGUGAUAAGUGGAGUGACACAUCUAUCUUAUAUAUUACUAAAAAUCUCUUCUAACAUCCGAUGUGGGAACUUUGUGUCUAAUAUGCGCUAUCAUACCUGAUGACAAAGAAGCAUGUGAACGAGCCAUGGAAUUCAUGUUUGGAUGGUGAGUGUUUUUCUCAUCAAAAUAUAAAACACACACACGUUCUUGACUCAUGACCGGAUAUGAAAUUUAUGAGAUCAUAAAUAUUUUUAGGUUAAUCUCAAUAAAAUUUUAUUAACAAUUUGGGGACUAUACGACCUUAAUAAAAAUUUUUUUUUUUAAUUUAGGACCAUUGCGAAGGUUUCAUUCGGCUGUAUUGAGAACCAGCAUAUCUUGACUUAAGAAUAUAAACAUACCAUACUUUUUGUUAAUUUUCUAAUUUGGGGUUCUUUUGACUUCGUUGGAGAGAAGUAUUACAGUGCUUUAAUUUCUAUGUUAAAAGCAUUGCUGAAGUGGACCAUAAUACUCCCAAUUGGAGAUCAGACGCACGCAUUGAAUAGAAACAUAAGUAGCGUUUACAUAAUACAUAUAACUCGUAUCGUAUUAUAUAGGGUUUUUAUUCAUUUCUUGGCUCACAAGCUUCUUAAGGGUUUAUUAGUUUCUAAAGGCUUUUGGUUACCGAUUUUGUGGUCUUACAAGUUUUAUAUCAAUUGAAACAGAACAAAACAAAGCAGGACAGACAUUGGGAGUAAGAGGUGGUUCAGAAUGAGUCUUUCUAUACCCACAAGGGCUUUGAAAAUUUCUUACUUAGGCUAAAAAUAAAUACGAAAGCCCAAAGUUCAUGAUCCCUGAAAACGGUAAUAAUUUCAUACGAAGCUCUUCCAUGAUAGUUUAUACUCAUUUGUUUCUUGGAAUAUGGUUUACUAACUCUCUCUCUCUCUCUCCUCUUUUUGCUUCAGGACAUUGUGAUAUGGAUUAUGAGGAAAAAAUAAAGCUUUCUAACUUGAUGGAUCUCCAAAGGACAGAGUACCACAAGAAACAUCUCCAAAGCAUCCAACAAGCCAUCCAGUAAGUUUCUUCACAUACAAGAAACUGAUGAUAAAUGUUUUUUUGCUCAGGGAGGAUGGAGUUGAACUGUUGAAGUUGAAGGAUACUUUGCAUGGUCGUUACUAGACAACUGUGAAUGGAACGCUAGUUAUGGAGUCCGAUAUGGCCUCUUCUACGUCGAUUACAACAACGGGCUAAAACAUUUCCCAAAAAUGUCUGCAAUGUGGUUCAAAGAGUUCUUGAAAAGAGAAGAAGAGAUUGAAGAAUCUGAGAAGGAAGAGUACUUGUUGAAGUCUGCAAUUAAGAAGAAGAGAUUCUUAUAAGCAACUGGUUCGGCUUCAUGUUUUAUCCCUAAGAUGUCUAAAUCUUAUAAAGCCCUCGAACUAUUUUUCUAGAUUAAUUUGUUGUGUGAAAAGCUUUGAAGCAAAGUAGAGUUUAAACAGCCAGGGCUAAGAAUUCUUUGCGGAUAUAAAACUUUGUUCCCUUUUUAGUCUUCUUUGUUAUACAAUCAUUCUUAAAUUAAAAUCAACUGAAAUAUUAUCAAAGCUAAAACAAAUAGUGCAUCAGCACUACCAUGGUAAACUACGACAAUAUAUCUUUUUAUUUUCCGGCGGAAAUAUAAAUAUCGACAUUCUUUAAAGAUGAUUGAGCAAUAAUAUAUUUAUAUAAAAUUAUAGAUAAGCUAUCCUCUUUUUGAAAAGAUGGGAGAAAGUCGACAAAGAGAUGGGACAAAGUCGAAAACAAGAUGGGCUAUAGAUCUCUAAUUCUUAAGAUAAUGUUAUGUUUCUUCUACUGAUUUUAUAGGAUAAGGUUUCUUGAAACAAUUGUAAAAUCAAUGUAGAUAUAUACAUACAACUACUAGUAAAAAACAGUUGUUCCUCUUGUACAGUAACUCCCUCAACUAACAACUCUAUAUAAAGAUACAACAAUAUUACAAAUUAUCAAAUCCCAACACUUAUAAAGUUUUGAGUUUGACAACCAAAAUCCCUUAUAUAUUAAAAGAGAU